UGAUGUUAGGCUUCGUAGUUCGGAGAGCUCCACCUCUGAGGGCGCACGGAGUGGGUGGUUUUCUGAGCACACAAGCUCGCGGGACUCGCACACACGCACGGAGAUAUUAUGGACUGCAACCUGCUGCGUCCCUCCGCACUCUAGACGCUUCUUACCUGCAGGAGUCAGAGCGCCGCCGACACGUUGCUGUCAUUAACCGUGGGAGGCGGAGGCGCUGGUUUCAGUAGGAUGGCUUCUGGCAGCGGCGCAGCGCUCUUCGCUGAACGGUUCCCGCUGGCCGAGGAGUAGCGGGGCGCUCAGAAUAAACCCCUCACAUGGUGCGCUUUAUCCAGGAGCGGCAAGCGGCGCUGCGGGGAGCAGAAAUGAGAGCAGGAGCGGCACUUUUAUGCGUCUUUUCCUUUAGUGGGUAUUUCAAAUGGCUUGACACGGGACUUCUGCCCUGCUUUUGAUCAACAGCUUCGACCGAUAAGCAGCGUCCUCGGCUGGACUUUGGUUAGCGUUGCGCGCACGUCGCGUUCGGAUAGGCGACUGAAACCCCCAAGCCGGGCACCAUAAACGGGACUGCGGAGAGCACCGCGGGGACGGCACCAUGACCAGCUGCCUGCUUGCCUUGGUCGGAGUGUGGUGGAGCGCUCACUGCUGCACGUACGCGGCGGCCGGGAGUCACUACUCACUGGAGGGCAACGGCGAGGGGCAGCCGGGCUUCGUCCACCGGCGGCUGCGGACGCACGAAAAGAGGGAGAUGCAGAAGGAGAUCCUGUCCGUCCUGGGGCUGCCGCACAGACCGCGGCCGCAUCUGUCCCACGGAAAGUACAACUCCGCUCCGCUCUUCAUGCUGGACUUGUACAAAACUCUGUCGAGCGAGGAGAAGAGCCAAGUGGAAGGCGCGCUGGAGACGCAUCGGACCGCGCCGGCGACCCAGAGCCCACCUCUGGCCACAUAUCAAGAAACGGCCUUUCUGAACGACGCGGAUAUGGUGAUGAGCUUCGUUAAUUUAGUGGAGUACGACCGGGAGCUCUCCCCACACCGGCGCCACCACAAGGAGUUCAAGUUCAACCUGUCGCAGAUCCCGGAGGGCGAGGCCAUCACGGCGGCAGAGUUUCGCCUUUACAAGGAGUGCGUGAGCCAGGCGUUUCGCAACGACACCUUUCUGCUCAAAGUCUACCAGGUGGUCAAGGAGCACCCUGACAGGGAGGCAGAUCUGUUCCUCCUGGAGUCUCGGAGGCUGUGGGCCGCUGAAGAGGGAUGGCUGGAGUUUGACAUCACGGCGACCAGCAACCUGUGGGUGAUGAGUCCGACGCAUAACCUGGGCCUGCAGGUCAGCGUGGAGACCAGCAGUGGGCAGACGGUCAGCUGUAAAGACGCGGGACUCGUGGGACGCGACGGCGCGCUGGAGAAGCAGCCGUUCAUGGUGGCCUUCUUCAAGGUCAGCGAGGUGCACAUCCGCUCCGCCCGCUCCGCCGGCGGAAAACGCCGGCACCAGAAUCGCAACCGCUCCACACAGACCGCAGAGGGAUCCAGAGGCUCGGGCCAAACAGAUUACAACAGCAGCAAUCAGAAGACGGCGUGCAAAAGACAUGAGCUGUACGUGAGCUUCAGAGAGCUGGGCUGGCAGGACUGGAUCAUUGCCCCAGAAGGCUACGCUGCCAACUACUGUGAUGGAGAGUGCUCCUUCCCCCUGAAUGGCCACAUGAACGCCACCAACCACGCCAUCGUGCAAACCCUGGUGCACCUGAUGAACCCUGAGAAUGUACCCAAGCCGUGUUGCGCCCCCACCAAACUCCACGCCAUCUCGGUGCUCUUCUUUGACGACAACUCCAACGUCAUCCUGAAGAAGUACAAGAACAUGGUGGUACGCGCCUGUGGCUGCCACUGACACCAGCCGGGACCGGUCGCUCCCUGUUGGGCAAGACUCACCACAGUCGGACUCCCUUUUCAUUUCUGCCCCCCCCCCCCCAACCCCACUCCCACCCCAGCCUGGAGGUUAGCGGGGUCGAUUUCAAUAAUCAAUCCACCCAGUAACAUGGGGACGAGGAGGAGAUCAAUACCAGCCCGAGAAGUGACUGCAUCUAACAGGCGACUUCUCUCCAUUCCAGCGUUGAGCCGGCCUCUUUGUUAGCCGCACACUUCAGACUUCACCUCGUGGACUUUGUGUGUCUGAGAAGAGUGUUUAGCUUGUGUAUCGUGUGUUUAUUGAACUGUAAGAGUGGAAGCCUGACAGGCGGAUCUGUUGCGGGACCGGAGUGCUGCUUUCUUUCCUCAUCUCCUCUCUGAUGGAAAACGCGGCGGAUCAAGUCCCCGAGGAGACGCAGAAGAUCAGUUUCGCUGUGAGGCCAGCCCGAUCGCCCGCUCUGCCCAUAGAAAAUCUACGUUUCAGAGAGUCAACUAGGCCAGUGGUAACUUUGCAGCAAAUGUUAGCUGACGCGUCAGUCAGUACACUCAUAUUUAUCCUCCUUCCUACUGUAUUUUCCUCGCAAGCCAUAUUUACUUUCCCCAAAAAUAUAAUUUGGACUCAACCAAAACGACCGCGUUCUGUUUUAGCAGCGGACUCCUCCAAAUAAUGCUCUCUGUGUCAAUAUUUGCCAGGCGCGGGCCGAGAUGCGAUUCUCCAGGCUGGUUCAAACACGGUCCGUGUUGUUGCCAAACUCCUCUGUUUUUCUGCAAAAAAAAUAAAAAAAAUUAUAAAAAAAAGAGGAGAGAAAUUCAGCCCUUUUAGCCGCCUACACGCCACAAACCGUCGUUUCUGUUUUGCUACACCUGCAAAGCUCACAAACACGUCUAACCCCGACAAGGGAUUGUGGGGGAAAACAUUUACAGAGACUAAAACAGACCGUACACGAGGGCUUUGCUUCUGUGACCCUGAGAGCGACACUAUGCUCAGAUUUAGCUGCAGUGCCUUCCCAUCUGAGCCUUAAUUAACGUGGAAUAUUUAAGAGAACAUAUUUGAACAAAGAAAAGCAAACCUUGUAUCCAAACCAGUUAAAAGUACCCUUUGUGCCUAACCGAUCUUAAAUCUUAUAUACCUCUGGAAAGCUGCUGUUUACAUUUGUGAUCAUGUUAAGACUGUUUUCUGUAAAUACGUGUACAUUUUCAGCUUAUUUAUUGCACCUUUUAUUGAGAAAACUCCACAUUAAAGCCAGAAAUUGAACAAAAAUAUAUAUACAAAAUUAUUUUUGCAAAUUUUAUUAUGAAAUCUUGUUACAAUUUGCUUUUUUUUUUUUUUUUUUUUACAAAACCUUGUGGGUAGAGCACAACCCAUGGCCCAUGAAAAGACAAAAUAUAUACUUCUGUCACCGGACUUUUUUUUUUUUUAGACCCAUGUGCUAUUCAUAAAAAGAUUACUGACAUAAAA
Fundulus heteroclitus (mummichog) is the source of this 3352-nucleotide messenger RNA. RefSeq names its product bone morphogenetic protein 6 (gene bmp6). The coding region runs from base 590 to 1876 and encodes 428 amino acids. The transcript has 7 exons. Gene Ontology annotation, molecular function: growth factor activity; cytokine activity. Gene Ontology annotation, cellular component: extracellular region. The record is from RefSeq and is a predicted model, not a curated record. NCBI's taxonomy places the organism in Eukaryota, Metazoa, Chordata, Actinopteri, Cyprinodontiformes, Fundulidae. Gene Ontology annotation, biological process: SMAD protein signal transduction.